AUGGCUCUGUCGACUGGGCACGUCGCCAGCCAGUUGCGGCACCUCGUUUACUACCACCUCGACAACAAUCUCAUUCGCAAUGCGCUGUUCCUUGCUGGGCGCCUUCACGCCUACGAACCCCGUUCUUUCGAAGCGCAAUACCUCAUCUCGCUCUGUCAUCUACACAAUGGAGAGAUCAAAGCCGCGUUUGAACACAGUCAGAGCUCCGGCUCUCGAGGCCUACACCUGGGCUGCGCCUACGUCUUCGCGCAGGCAUGUCUGGAUCUCGGCAAACACCUGGAUGGUGUAACGGCACUAGAGCGCAGCAAAAGCUUGUGGGCAACCAAGAACAACUGGAACAAACACAAUGAAACACAACGACAACAUCUGCCAGAUGCGGCGGCCAUAUACUGCCUACUAGGAAAGCUCUGGCAUGCGCACAAAGACCUCAACAAAGCAGUGGAUUGUUAUGUGGACUCCUUGAAACUCAAUCCCUUCAUGUGGGAUGCAUUUCUGGGUUUGUGCGCAACGGGUGUCAACAUCCGAGUUCCUAAUAUCUACCAGCUCAGUCCCGAACUGCUCGCCAUUAUUUCCUCGUCUUCCGAAGAGAAGGACUUCGUGCCUGAUCGUGUUACGCCUACGGAAGGCGCGUUCCCUGUACACACUGGCCACAAUGCUCCUGAUCCUUUUAUGGUCCCUGCUUCACGUAAUGAUGCCGAUGCAACAUACGGAAGCUCUGCGCUCUGGGAGAAGCUCAAUGGAAGUUCUGUCAGUGUUGCAUCGGUUGCACCACCAGUUAUUCACGAGGGCAUGGAAACGCCGCAAAGUAGUGGAUCGGAUGACUUUCGCAUAGCAAACGGGGAAGAAUCGCACAAUCCAAACAAUGAGUUUGGAUCACUCGGGCAACCCCCUCCCAAGAUGCGCCCUACGGGCAUUCGACCUCGGACAAAGACAAGGCCGGAUCCAGAGGACCCGCAUAUGGGACCUUCGGAAAGAGAGCCUCCACCUGCCCCCCGGAUCGGUGAUCGCAAACGCACUGUUUCUGGCCAGGUUGCUCAUCCACUACCUCCUCAACCGACUGAGCCAGGCGCUCCCCAGCGCCGUAGCGUCAGACUCUUCAACCAAAUCAAGCCUACUACCAGCAAACUCUCAAACUCGACUUUGAUUGGCAGAGAUGGCCGCGAAGUGAAGAAAGUGAGAAGCAUGCACCCUAAAGGACGACCUACCAUGUCAACUGUUGGGCGUGUUGUGAGUGGCAAUCGCAAACCUAUGGAAUCAACCGAUCAUGAUGGCAAAGACCACCGAGCGACUUCUGUACCGUCUACCUUUGCAGCUCCGCCCUUGCCAAAGAAUGCCGAAAAAACGAAGGAAAUGGAGGCAUUAAGCUGGCUGUUGGGACUUUUCACAAAACUAGCAUCUGGGUAUUGUGCUCUGAGCCGUUAUAAGUGCCCUGACGCUAUCCAACACUUCAAUUCACUCUCACAAGGCCAACGGGAAACCCCUUGGGUUCUCGCCCAGCUUGGCCGCGCCUACUUCGAACAAGCCAUGUAUACGGACGCUGCCAAAUACUUCUCUCGGGUACAAAGCUUGGCACCGUCACGGCUUGAAGAUAUGGAGAUCUACUCAACUGUUCUGUGGCAUUUGAAGAGCGACGUAGAGCUGGCUUACUUGGCUCAUCAGUCGUUGGAAGCCGACCGACUAUCGCCCCAGGCAUGGUGUGUCCUCGGCAACUCAUUUUCUCACCAACGGGAUCAUGACCAAGCUUUGAAAUGUUUCAAGCGUGCAACGAUGAUUGACCCCGAAUUCGCCUACGCUUUCACCCUCCAAGGCCACGAGUAUGUGGCUAACGAGGAAUACGACAAAGCCCUCGACGCCUACCGCCACGGAAUCACAGCUGACAAUCGACACUACAACGCAUGGUACGGAUUGGGAACGGUGUACGAUAAAAUGGGCAAACUGGACUUUGCCGAACAGCACUUCCGCAACGCGGCAACAAUUAACCCGACCAAUGCAGUUCUUAUCUGCUGUAUUGGGUUGGUUUUGGAGAAAAUGGACAACCCCAAAAAUGCCUUGGUUCACUACGAGCGGGCUUGCUCGUUAGCACCACACUCGGUAUUGGCGCGAUUCCGUAAAGCCCGCGUUCUCAUGAAGAUGCAAGAAUUCAAAUUUGCAUUGGCGGAAUUGAAGGUCCUCAAGGACAUGGCGCCCGACGAAGCGAACGUGCACUACCUCCUGGGCAAACUGUACAAAAUGCUCCACGACAAGGCCAAUGCGAUCAAGCAUUUCACUACGGCCUUGAACUUGGACCCAAAGGCUGCACAGUUCAUCAAAGAUGCGAUGGAGUCAUUGGAUGAUGAUGAAAUGGAGGACGAAGACAUGGCGUAG
Messenger RNA from Penicillium atrosanguineum, 2364 nucleotides. Its product is annotated as anaphase promoting complex subunit bimA. The coding region runs from base 1 to 2364 and encodes 787 amino acids. Gene Ontology annotation, molecular function: protein binding. The transcript has 4 exons. Gene Ontology annotation, biological process: cell division. The record is from RefSeq and is a predicted model, not a curated record. Lineage: Eukaryota; Fungi; Ascomycota; Eurotiomycetes; Eurotiales; Aspergillaceae.